AUGGCCCAGGCCAGACUGACUGCCUUCGCCAACGAUCAUCUCGCCAGGGCCGUUUAUCUUCUCACCUCUCUCGAUAUUGCCCAGCUCACUUCGCCAGUGCAAUCCUCACCUGCGGCGACAAACCUUCUUGACCCACUACGGCGCGGCCACCUCUUGGCACGACUCCUCGAGUUGGGCGCUCGCCUUGACUCGGUCAGUCUGGCGAUCUCGUCGUCUCGGCCGAGUUCUCCGUCCGACGAGUCUGUCCGUCGGAGGCUCGAGGUGGGAUAUCAGUUGGCCUGUUUCUCUGCCUUCUGGGUCUGUCUGAUCUUCGGUUCACGGAGUCCCGAGUUCGCAUGGAAGUUGGUGCAACUGCAUGACUGUUCACUUAAUGGUGGGCCUGCCUCGAACGGAGCCGAUAAAGCUGAAAGAAAUCUGAAGGAGGCGGCUGCUGUUCAGACUGAAACUGUAUCAGUCGUUGGCUUUGGUGAGGCUAGACUACAGACAGCAAAUGCCGGCGGAGAUGAGCAGCAUGAGGCAGGUUCCGGUAGACAUUCCAUCGGAGACAAGCUCAGUGCACAAAAGGACUUUGAGUCAUUUCAAUUUGAUGACGUGCACCGAUGGAGUCGCUCUGAGAUACGGGAUCGUAUUAUCUUUUUAAUCAACCUACACUACGGCAGGCUUGAGGCUGAUAGAGUGUUGGCUACUUUUUUGUGUCCCUGUUAA
This is a messenger RNA of Protopolystoma xenopodis, 705 nucleotides long. The record is from the annotation of a GenBank genome assembly. NCBI's taxonomy places the organism in Eukaryota, Metazoa, Platyhelminthes, Monogenea, Polystomatidea, Polystomatidae.